Messenger RNA from Papilio xuthus (Asian swallowtail), 1210 nucleotides. Its product is annotated as serine protease inhibitor dipetalogastin-like. Bases 95 to 754 code for a protein of 219 amino acids. Gene Ontology annotation, molecular function: protein binding. The transcript has 2 exons. NCBI's taxonomy places the organism in Eukaryota, Metazoa, Arthropoda, Insecta, Lepidoptera, Papilionidae. The record is from RefSeq and is a predicted model, not a curated record.
UAAAUAUAUGUGCGCGUCUCAACACAACAUUAUAAUAUUGGCGACAGUGAAGACGACAGUGUACAGAUAAAUUAUCUACAAAGAGGCCUUCAAUAUGAUUUAUCAAUUCGGUAUUCUACUUAUAAUCGGAUCGAUUACAUUAAAUGUCGCAUUAAAUCCUUGCGAUUGCACUCGAGAAAAGAAACCAGUAUGCGGCUCAAACGGAAAGUCUUACAGUAACGAAUGCAUGCUGAACUGCGCACGCGCUACCGACCCUAGCAUCUCACUGCAAACAGUUGGUAGAUGCAAACGAGAAGCGCCCAGCUGUUUCUGUACAUUCGAGAACAAUCCAAUAUGCGCUUCAAAUGGAGAAACAUACGCUAACGAAUGCGAAUUCCAAUGCCAACAAACAAAUGAUCCAACUCUUCGUAUUAAUUAUCACGGGGACUGUAGACAGAAGAGGCAAAUUAAAAUCGCAAGCAUAUCCCCUUGUACAUGUCCUAAAGACUCCAAAUUCGUAUGCGGCAGUGACGGUGCUACGUAUAGCAAUGCUUGUGUUCUAGAAUGUUCGACGCAAGCUAAUCCCAGUCUAUAUAUGAUGCACGUCGGACCAUGCGAGAAUAGAGUCGACGUUGUAGAACACGCGAACAAUCAUCCUUCGUGUACUUGCGCUAGGAAUUAUUUCCCUGUUUGCGGAACGGAUGGCAACACUUACAAUAAUUUGUGCCUCUUGCAGUGUACAGGUACUGAACUUCAGGGCUUUGGACCCUGCUAAAUAUACAACGGGAAGUCUUCUAUCUCUGUUUAUUCAUGGAGAAUUAUAGAGAAGGCAAUAGUUGUCAUACGACAGUAAAUUCCCUUUAAUUGUGAUCUAUUUUUAAUGACAUAUCUUUUAUUAUAUGCAUUUAAUUGUGACGUUUAAUUAAUAUUACACAUUUUUUUUUAUUUCUGUUAAAGACUACAGAUGCAAAAUAAGAUUCCAAAACGUUGACGAUUUGACGAACAGAUAACUCAAUCGGACAGCUUGUGUCAAUGCAAAAUGUCAGAUAAAAAUUGAUUUAUUCAUUUGUUAUUUUCUACAUAAAAUUCAUAUUUUUUAUGCUGUACGUUUGUUUAAUGUCUGUACCUAAAUCUGUCACAUUUUAAUGUUAAUAUUCAACACUUUAUGACUUAUUAAUCAGCUUUAAUUAAGAUUGUAUAUACUCAUAACAAAAAUAUACGCUAGUUAUAG